GCGACAUCGACUCGGUGUACCUGCUCAGGGAGCGGCAGCACCUGUACGGCGCCAGGCCACCUUUGACUUCAGCAUCCUGCUGUACCCGAGACAUAGACUGGAUCAACGAUCUCAACAGUUCUAUCCCUCGAAACACGAUGGGCAGAGUACGGAGGUCGCCACGGUGCCGGCCGCUCCUGGGCAGCUACACACCAAGCGCCGACGGCGUGGAGGUGACCUGCGCCGUGAACAAGACGAUGGUGUACCGCGACUACUACCACUUCGUGCCGCUGCGGCCGCAGCUGGAGGCGGCGAGUCUGCAGCGACGGCCGCAGGACGUGGCGCCCAACGUGCUGAUCUUCAUGUUCGACUCGCUGUCUCGGCUGCAGUUUCUGCGCUGGUUCCCGCGCUCGCGCCGCUUCCUCAGCGAUCGGAUGGAGGCGUUCGAACUCGGCGGGCUCAACAAGAAUGGCGACAACACCUGGCCGAACCUGGUGCAGAUGUUCACCGGCAUGGAGCAGGCCGAGAUGAAGCGUCAGUGCGCACCGGAUCCCAAGAAGGACCCGCUUGACGGCUGUCCGUUCAUGUGGAAGGAGUUCAAGCAGGCGGGGUACCGCACGGCCAUGGCCGAGGACGCGCCAGGGAUGGGCUCGUUUAAUUACCUCAAACUGGGGUUCCUGAAGCAGCCGACGGACUACUACACGCGGCCCACCAGCCUGCUGUUGGAUGCCAACAUUGCCUACAACAAGCAGCUCAACACGAAACCGAACCUGUGCGAGGGAACGCGAUACAGCUACUUCUCCACCUUCAAGUAUGCGCUGGAUCUCGGCACGCGUCUGGCGGACCGACCGUACUGGGGUUUCGUCUGUCAGAACGUGUUCUCGCACGACUCAUUCAACAUGCCCUAUUUCCUGGACGAGCCGUACUACAAGGUGCUGGAGUCGCUGUUCAGCAGCGGCGCGCUCAAUAACACCGUCCUGGUCACCAUGGGCGACCACGGCCUGCGCUGGGGCCGCGAGCGGCAGACCUUCAUCGGCGGCCUGGAGGAGCGGCUGCCGUUCAUGAGCCUGUACUUCCCGCGCUGGCUGCGUCGCCGCUACCCAGCCGCCUUCGACAACCUGCGGGUCAACCAGCACCGCCUGAGUACCUUCCGCGACGUACCGGACCACUUCUGCACGUGCCUGCGCUCUGAGAAGAUCGCGGCAAGCGACGGACGCGCCACGCUCGCCGCUAAGGCCGUGGUGCGCGAGCUGAACGUGCUGCUGCGCGCGGCCCCGCAGUGCGCGCCGCUGAGGCUCCAGCGCGUGCUCACGGCGCGCAUUGCACAGCCGCUCAAGGGCGAUCCGAAGAAGAGCGCGCCGUUCCUGCGCCAGAUGACGACGGUGCAGCUGCAGACGGCACCGGUCACCAGCGACUGA
This is a messenger RNA of Pollicipes pollicipes, 1397 nucleotides long. RefSeq lists its product as uncharacterized. The coding region runs from base 138 to 1397 and encodes 419 amino acids. NCBI's taxonomy places the organism in Eukaryota, Metazoa, Arthropoda, Thecostraca, Pollicipedomorpha, Pollicipedidae. The record is from RefSeq and is a predicted model, not a curated record. The transcript is spliced from 5 exons.